Molecule: messenger RNA, 1233 nt
Organism: Metarhizium acridum CQMa 102
Lineage: Eukaryota; Fungi; Ascomycota; Sordariomycetes; Hypocreales; Clavicipitaceae
Source: RefSeq, a predicted model, not a curated record
AUGCCCGCCGUUCUUGAGGCUCUUCAGUGGCCAACUGUGAACUUUGAUGCGUCUGCCGCUUCACCCGGGCCUAAUACGCGCGCGAAAACGGACAUUGUAGUGGAGACAUGGGAAGAUUGGACAGACUUUACGUUUGAAAACAUCAUGGCUAUGUAUGGGCCCAUGUUGGCCCGUCCGUAUCUCGGUCAGAGAGAGCCAAGGCCCUUGAAAAAGGACUUGGAGGUCUACGACGAAACGUCUGUUGAUGACGGGCUGAGACGGUUUAUGAUGCCAAUCAUUAACAGUGCUUUGCAUUCCAUGAUGAGGAAAGAGGAACUAUCCGACGCCCCUUAUUACUGCCGGGGAACAAGAUGCGAUCUCUAUGAAUUCAAACCUGACUGGGCCGCUGUGUCGGAUCUGGUAACAGACAAGAGGGAAUACAAGAAUCUCGUGGGUGGGGACACUAAAGUCAGUUCCAAGUUCGGACCCGACAUGCUCCUCGACAACUUUAAGGAAUGGCAAAAGGUUCUCACUCAGAUAGCCGCGUAUGCAGACCAUCUGGGCGUCCGGUACAACCAUAUCCUUACAGACCAGGGCGCUGUGGUUCUCAGGUUCAGUCGCCGGCGAAUCGCACCUGGUAUUGCGGCAAAUCUUCCCAAAAGAUCAACGAGAAGUUUCCUCCAACUAUCUAGCGACCCAUAUCUACCCUCCAGCCAGCCCUACGAGGACGAGGACGCCCGAGGUUCGGAUCCUGUUGUCGAAUUCAAGUCAAUCCCCUGGAGCGUGAGCGGUUCCGGGAAGCUCACCGCAAAACUGGCCCUCGCUGUCUUGCCAUUGAUAUCUUUAUAUGGGGACAGAUAUAUCGCUUAUUCGUACCCUCGCCUAAGUAUGUGGCGCACUGCGAACCAGCAGGAAAGGGGGGGGAGAAUAAAGCACAAUACGAAUGGAGCAGUUCUUCCGGCGGGCACCCGUGGUAUGAGAAUGGAAGAACCCGAGCCGAUUAAUGACGAACACAAGCAAAAGGACAAGGCUCACGGAGAGGAGGGCCGGGAGGCAGAGGAUGAGUACGAGGACGAGGACGGGAAUGAGGAUGAAGAUGAGGAUGAAUUCGAGGACGAAGAUGAGGACGAGGAUAAAGAUGAAGACGACGACGAGGAAGCGCGACCACGGUUCAGCAGAGCGCCGUCUACUCUCGGAGACAGAAAGGCCGGGAGAAGCCGCACGUACGUUACCAAGCACCUCUCCACCCAAUGA